Molecule: messenger RNA, 3232 nt
Organism: Sceloporus undulatus (fence lizard)
Lineage: Eukaryota; Metazoa; Chordata; Lepidosauria; Squamata; Phrynosomatidae
Gene: GPAT2
Product: glycerol-3-phosphate acyltransferase 2, mitochondrial
Exons: 22
Coding region: 238-2631 (797 amino acids)
Cellular component (GO): mitochondrial membrane
Source: RefSeq, a predicted model, not a curated record
UUCCCAAGAUUGCAUGCGUGUAUACUGUGCAUUACACGUGCAUGUGUUGGGUUAGGAAGUUAGGAGUAGAAAUACACAUGCAAACUUUGCAAAAGCCCUGUGCGCCCAUUCACACGUGCAAACACGUGUACAAAUGUAGGUGGAGAUGGUUUUCCCAGGCAUAGGAGCUACUAAAAGUUGGGAAGAUCGCGGAAGAUACCUUGCAUCUGAUUUUUUGCCCAGGAUUCAAGCAAAGCCAUGGCUCUGUUUUACGGAGGUUCGUCGGGUUACAACUUUAGGAACAAAAGCAGCCCCCCGAUUAACACGCAACCCUCACCUGUAGAUUUGGGCUUCAAGAUGGAGCUGGUGAUGCCCUUCUGGGGCAAAUAUCGUCCAUUUACUGGGCGCUGUUGCCAAAGAUGCACCCCAAAAAGCUGGGAAUCCUUUUUCCACAAGCGCCUGACCUCUCUGGGAUUUUGCAAUGUCAUCAAGAUAACAGAAGAAAACACCAGGUACAGAGGCUGGCUGGUGAGGAGACUCUGCUAUAUCCUUGCAGUGUGCGACUGGAAGGUUUGUGCCGAAACCCCUGGAGACCUCCAGAAAAAAAUCUUGGGCAGCAAGAGAAUACAAGAUAUUGUGUGCCAGACGGUGCCUCGGGGCGAAGGGGAUUCACCAACGGCUGGCAUAUCUGUAGCCCAGUGGACCAAGGAAAUCCACAGGAUCCUUUGCCAGAUACAAGCCUCUCUCUCUCCUUUUCUGUUGAGGCUUUGCCACUGGGCUCUGCUGAAGCUCCUAAACCAGAUGUUCCUCAAUGUGAUAGUCCACAAAGGGCAGCUGGAAAUGGUGCGCAAAGCUGCGCAGGUGCCUGAUGUUCCAAUGGUCUUUCUAUCAACACAUAAGUCGCACCUGGAUGGGCUUUUGAUCCCAUUCCUCCUAGUCUCUCAGGGUUUUGCCAUGCCCAGAGUAGCUUGGGACUGCAAAGCCUUCACCCCAAAGUACAGGGCAAUGUUGACUCAGUUAGGAGGUGUGUUUCUUCCUGAAGGAGUGGAGCAAAGACAGGACAGCAAACAGGGAACACUCUCCAAAGCGGUUGUAGCUUCAUAUGUUGAGGAACUGCUGAAGAGCAGACAGCCUCUCUUGAUCUUCUUGGAAGAAACCUUCUCUGGAGUGUUGCAGCUCUCUGCCUCCAGCAAGGAAUGGCUGAGCCUGGUAGUCCAUGCUUUCCACAGUGGCACCAUUCCCAAUGUUUUGGUUGUGCCGGUUGGAGUCUCCUAUGAUGUGGCUCCUGAUUUGGGUCACAGGGGACAAGAGAGUCCUGCUCAGACGAUUAGUCUCUGGACGUCCCUCUGGACCGUCUGCCGAGCCGUAUAUCGCCGACUGGGCUGCGUCCGGAUUGAUUUUGCUCAACCUGUCUCUUUGCAAGAGUAUGCCACCAACAACCUCUCCGGAAAGAAAUGCAUCGGAAGACACUUGAAGGAACUUCUCCUACCAGAAAUACUUGGCAAAAGUCCCAGCAAGAUGGAUUGUGAGAAGCUGCAGCGUUGGCCAACAGGCUUCCAGGGCGAAGGAGCCAAGCAAGAAAUCUUGGUUGACAACCUGAGCCUGCACUCUUUGAUCGCUGGCGUGUCUUGCUCUGCCAUCAUGGCUGCGGAGGUUAUGGCUGCCCUUCUGCUGCACAAACACCAAGAGGGAGUCCUCCUUUCCCGACUGAUGCAGGACUUUGCCUGGCUCACAGAGGAGAUCUUGCUGCAUUAUUACGAUGUGGGUUUCUCGGGGCAGGUGCGCAAUGUAGUGAGGCAUGCUCUCCUUUUGCUGCGACACUGCAUCACCAUCCAACACCUCUCAGUGGGGGAUGUGCUAGUGACCCCCAAAAAGACAGAGGCAGCCGUUACAGAGCUGAGCCAACACAGUGCCGCCCUCCUCCCUGUCUUCAUCCAGGAAUCUCUGGCGGGCUGUGCCAUCAAUGCCCUCCUGAUGGAACUUCUCCCUUUCCUUGGAAGCCCUGAGCAGCUCAGGGAUGUGUUGCUGGUCCAGGAGGAACUCCAUAACAAGACCUUCUUGCUGGCCCAGCUCUUGCAAAGAGAUUUCCUCCUGUGCCAGCCUUGUGAGUCUGUGUAUUCCUAUUGCCAGGCUGCCGUCGACAAGCUGAUCCUGUGUGGGUUGCUAGUAGCUGAGGAGGUGCCCAGCGACGUCUUGGUGUGUGACACAUCUCGCAAGCGCUUCAAGGCAACGGAUGACUUUGGCGACAGUGACAGCGACUAUGGGGAUGAUGCUGGGAAGCAGUGUUUCAAAGUGAACCAGCAGGAAAGUAGCUGCACCUUCUUUGUGUUCAUCUGUUGUCUUCUGAGUCCUCUCCUAAAGACCUUGGAUAGAGCUGCUGCCUUUCUGGGAGAGCUGAAGGACCCUCAGCCAGAGUCCCAGUACCUGGAAAGCCUGCAUCAAUUCUUGGUGAGGAAGGCAAGAGAGGACUGUUCCUUUGAAUGUGCCAACAUGACUCUAACCGCAAUCUCCAUCCAGAUCUAUAAAGAAUUGGGGGUGAUAAGAGAAGUCCCAGGGCAAAAGGAAGCCACUCUCCAUCUCUCUGAAACCUUUGCUGCCAAAGAGAACCAAGAGAAACUGGAGAAAUUCAUCCGUCAAUUUAUCUACAACUAGGCUCCAAAAAAGGGACACUUGCAAGGAGUAGUUGAGGGGUGCCAUUAAAUGUAUCCUUCUCCACCCAGUUUUGAUAGUUACCUUGCCAGGGCUAUGAUCCUUUUGGGAAUUUGAAAGGUGGAAAUGUUGCCUAAAGAGCACUUGUCUCGAGUUUGAGUUUAAAGAACAAAAUCCAUGAGCAUCUGACUAUUAGGAAUAGGGAUGACUUGUUCUACGACUUCUUGUUUUGCUGUUUCCAGUGCAUCCUACCCUUGGGAGCCUUUAUUGCUGCAGGGGUGGCAUUGCAAAGCUAAUAUAAUAAAACCAGUAAUGUUUAAUAACUUUGAAUUGUUAACUGUUGACUUCAGCAUGCUCCAUUUCUACAAAUACUAGCUUAUUCCUACUAAACUGAUGUGGAUAAAUAUUGUUCUGGUUUCAAAAAGCAUGGUUUCAGCACCAUUCCACUGUGAUGGAAAUACCUGUUUAAAAUACAAACAGCAUGGAGUUAUCAUCAAAGUGAUGGAGAACUCUUAAGUUUAUGGAAGGAUGUGUUUGUAUGUGUGAGUUGUCAUUUCCUUUUCUAAACAGCUAUUUUGGCAAUAGAAAAUGCUUAGAAAUGCAA